Messenger RNA from Passer domesticus (house sparrow), 2109 nucleotides. RefSeq names its product poly(rC) binding protein 2 (gene PCBP2). Gene Ontology annotation, cellular component: nucleus; nucleoplasm; cytoplasm. Gene Ontology annotation, biological process: regulation of gene expression; regulation of RNA metabolic process. The record is from RefSeq and is a predicted model, not a curated record. Bases 209 to 1645 code for a protein of 478 amino acids. NCBI's taxonomy places the organism in Eukaryota, Metazoa, Chordata, Aves, Passeriformes, Passeridae. Gene Ontology annotation, molecular function: single-stranded DNA binding; mRNA 3'-UTR AU-rich region binding. The transcript has 16 exons.
CCGCAGCCGGAGCAGCCGCGCCCGCGCCGCCGCCGCCGCCAUCCCGCGCGCCCGCCCGCCGCGCUCCCUCCCCGCCUCCCCCCCCCUCCCUCCCGCCCUCCCUCCUCCCGCUCCGCCCGGAGCGCCCUUCGCCCAACGCCGUUACCGGCGCCGACACAGCCGAGGCCCGAGCGCUGCCGCAGCCUGAGCCGACCCCGCGCUGCCCACCAUGGACACCGGAGUCAUCGAAGGGGGUCUCAAUGUCACGCUCACCAUCCGGCUACUCAUGCACGGAAAGGAGGUGGGAAGCAUCAUUGGGAAGAAAGGCGAGUCGGUGAAGAAGAUGCGAGAGGAGAGCGGAGCUCGCAUCAACAUCUCGGAAGGGAACUGCCCCGAGCGGAUCAUCACCCUGGCGGGACCCACCAACGCCAUCUUCAAAGCUUUUGCGAUGAUCAUUGACAAACUGGAAGAGGACAUCAGCAGCUCCAUGACCAACAGCACAGCUGCCAGCCGGCCCCCGGUCACCCUGCGGCUUGUGGUGCCCGCCAGCCAGUGCGGGUCCCUCAUUGGCAAGGGAGGCUGCAAGAUCAAGGAGAUCCGAGAGAGCACGGGGGCACAGGUCCAGGUGGCAGGGGACAUGCUGCCCAACUCGACUGAGCGAGCCAUCACCAUUGCUGGGAUCCCACAGUCCAUCAUCGAGUGCGUCAAACAGAUCUGCGUCGUCAUGCUUGAGUCUCCCCCGAAGGGUGUCACCAUCCCGUACCGACCCAAGCCAUCCAGCUCUCCUGUCAUCUUUGCAGGCGGCCAGGACAGGUACAGCAGCGGCAGUGCGAGCUACCCCCACACCGCCCCAUCCAUGUGCCUCAACUCUGACUUGGAGGGACCACCUCAGGAGGCCACCCGGCAGCCACUGCAUGGCAACGAACUUGGGCCAAUUCCAGCCUGGGCUGCAGUUCUUCCGGCCUAUACCAUUCAAGGACAGUAUGCCAUUCCACAGCCAGAUCUGACCAAGCUGCACCAGUUGGCAAUGCAACAGUCACACUUUCCAAUGUCUCAUGGCAACACUGGAUUCAGUGGCGUUGACUCCAGCUCUGCAGAGGUGAAAGGCUAUUGGGGUUUGGAUGCCUCUGCCCAAACCACCUCCCAUGAACUCACCAUUCCAAAUGAUCUGAUUGGCUGCAUCAUCGGGCGUCAGGGCGCCAAGAUCAACGAGAUCCGUCAGAUGUCCGGGGCUCAGAUCAAGAUUGCCAACCCCGUGGAAGGCUCUACUGACAGGCAGGUGACCAUAACUGGAUCUGCAGCGAGCAUCAGCCUGGCCCAGUAUCUAAUUAAUGUCAGUUUAGAAAGCGCUAAACCCUCCUCCCAGGCAGCCUCCGUCACGAUCCCUGACCACCUCAGCAUCAACCUCUCUCAACCCUCCACCCCUUCUUCUUCUUCCUCCUCCACCACCACCCCCUCGCUCGCCACCGCGGGGGCCUCCGACGCACCCUCCAGCCUCCCCAACCCUCUUCCGACCGCCCCUUGUGUCUCCAGUCUGCUUGGCAUGAAACCUGUCCCUCUCCUGGCGCUAAAUGUCGUGUCUGCGGCCAAAGGCGCCGCGGCGCCCGCCGUGCCCUGUGUCACUAACAAACUCAAAGCGGAGAAGCAAAGGUUUUCCCCGUACUGAGGCUGCUCCAGGGGGUGGCAGCACCAGGACCCCGGAGAGGAGACUUGGAACAGCAGAUUUUUUUUUUUCCUUUUUUUUUUCCCUCUUUUUUAAUUCUUUUUUGGGGUUUUUUUAAUUUUCCUUUGUACCGAGCUCGCGCUGCCGUGGCAGCAGCAGAGCUGUUCUUGCCGGCCGAGAGACUGUGUCCCCUUGUCCUGUGAGCGGUCACAACUCCUCCUCUGCCUGCCUGUAGUUGUUGCUUGUUAUUUUUAAUUUUUUUCCAUUUCUCCUCCUUUCCCCCUUUUUUUUUUUUUUUGAGUAGUUUGGGUGCAGCUGUGGGGUUUGGGGUGGGAUAGGGGGGUGGAGGGAGGGAAGGGACUCUGUGAUUUUUUUGUGGGAGGGGGAACUGCAUCCCCGGUGCCCUGGGGGCCUCACCUGUCCUCUCUUAACUGUCUGUACCUGUAAUAAAGUUGCCACGGUGAGAA